Molecule: messenger RNA, 619 nt
Organism: Amaranthus tricolor (Joseph's coat)
Lineage: Eukaryota; Viridiplantae; Streptophyta; Magnoliopsida; Caryophyllales; Amaranthaceae
Product: SKP1-like protein 13
Exons: 1
Coding region: 90-578 (162 amino acids)
Biological process (GO): SCF-dependent proteasomal ubiquitin-dependent protein catabolic process
Cellular component (GO): nucleus; cytoplasm
Molecular function (GO): cullin family protein binding
Source: RefSeq, a predicted model, not a curated record
UAAAGGAAUAUAAUCUCCUCUAGGGUUUUAGUUUUAAAUUCUUAUAAGUUUUCUCUUAAUUAAUCUCAAUUACAAGUUGAUUAAGAUCAAUGGAAGAUUCUUCUAAUUUUCCUGAGAACGCGAUAACUCUAACGAGUUCAGAUGGAGUGACGUACGAAAUCGAAGAAGACGUUGCAGUGCAAAUAAAAACAAUCCAUAUGUUUUUUGAAGAUUUGCCUGUAAAUGGAAGAAAGUUUCCGGUGCCGGAUGUAACCGGAGUUACACUAGGCAAGGUUAUCGAGUACUGUGAAAAACAUGUGGAAAGCCCUAAUAGCAGUAAGCCUGAGUAUAUUCAAGAACUCAAGAAAUGGGAUCAAGAAUUCGUGAAGGGUCUUGAUCUGUCCAUUCUAUUUGAUGUAAUAGAAGCUGCUGACUUUUUGUAUGUUAAAUCUUUGUUGGAAUUGACAUGCGAAGCUGUAGCGGAUAUGAUCAGAGGCAAAACGCCGGAGGAGAUCAGGAAAACUUUCAACAUCAUUAAUGAUUUUACACCUGAAGAAGAGGCACAAGUUCGUAAAGAGAAUGAAUGGGCUUUCGUAUAAUAAAUACUUCUAGUUAGCAACUUAAAAAAAAAAAAAAUAGU